Molecule: messenger RNA, 2680 nt
Organism: Dermacentor silvarum
Lineage: Eukaryota; Metazoa; Arthropoda; Arachnida; Ixodida; Ixodidae
Gene: bbc
Product: choline/ethanolaminephosphotransferase 1-like
Exons: 10
Coding region: 251-1456 (401 amino acids)
Biological process (GO): phosphatidylethanolamine biosynthetic process
Cellular component (GO): endoplasmic reticulum membrane; Golgi apparatus
Molecular function (GO): ethanolaminephosphotransferase activity; diacylglycerol cholinephosphotransferase activity
Source: RefSeq, a predicted model, not a curated record
CUGACGUCGUCUCGCAUUCGCAGCGAUCGGACGAUCGUCUCUGUAGCUGUGCUUGUCGGCGCCUGACUCGCCUACGAAUAUCGUCCGCGGCAGUGGCUCUGAUAACGGGACGAUGGCGUCUGCGGUAGCUGCUAGAGGCCGGCGGGGUAGCAUUCAGUGAGUGCCCGUGGUGUGUGCGCCGCUGUUCGCAGAGGGUCUUAAAAUCCUACGAGUGUGCGGUGCGAGUCUGCGUCGGUGCGCGACCGCCACCAUGAUAUUCAGCUCGGCCGACAUCCUGAGCCAGCAGCAGCUGAAGCGGCUCUCCGAGCACAAGUACAGCUGCUCGGGCUCCUCGUUCGCGGACCCUUUCAUGCAACCCUUCUGGAACUGGGUGACCAGCAAGUGCCCGCUCUGGCUGGCGCCGAACCUCAUGACGCUCUCGGGACUGUUCGUCAACAUUGCCACAUCGCUCGUACUCGUGUGGUACAGCCCGACGGCCACGCAGGAGGUUCCACGGUGGGCAUUCCUGCUGUGUGCGCUCGGCCUCUUUGUCUACCAGACGCUCGAUGCCUGCGACGGGAAGCAGGCGCGGCGCACGGGCACCAACUCUCCCCUGGGGGAGCUCUUCGACCAUGGCUGCGACUCCAUAUCGACGGUGUUCGUAGCCCUGGCGGUGUGCAUAGCUGUGAAGUUGGGUUCGUACCCGGGCUGGAUGUUCUUCCAGUGCUUUGUGGCCAUCACCCUGUUCUACUGCGCCCACUGGCAGACCUACGUGUCGGGGACGCUGCGCUUCGGAAAGUUUGAUGUGACGGAAGCGCAGUUCUCGGUGAUGAUGAUUCACAUCAUCUCUGCCCUCUUUGGCCCCGACAUUUGGGCAACCAAGCUGCCGCUGUUCAAUGUGGAGCUGCGGCUACUGCCCGUGGCGACGGCGCUGUCCGUCUCUGCCAUCAUGUGGUAUGCAGACAUUAUGGUCAUUCUCUCGGGCGGCGUGGGCAAAAACGGCUCGACCGUGGCCGGCACGAGCGUUCUGUCUCCGAGCAUCCCCAUUGCACUGGUGGUGGUUCCAGCGUUCAUCAUCUACCAGAAGUCGAGCACCAGCAUCUACGAGAACCACCCGUGCUUGUACAUCAUCGCCUUUGGCAUGGUUGCUGCCAAGGUCACAAACAGGCUCGUGGUGGCGCACAUGUGCCGUAGUGAGAUGGACUACAUGGACUCUGCGCUGCUGGGUCCCGGCAUGCUGUUCCUCAACCAGUACUUCAACACCUUCAUCAACGAGUACAUCAUCCUGCUCGUCUGCCUAGUGUACUCGGUGGCGGACCUUCUGCACUACUCGGUGAUAGUGUGCAACCAGAUCUGCGCCCACCUGCAGAUCCCGCUGCUGCGGAUUGUGCCCAGGUACGCCGUGGGCGCCUCCCCUGCCUCUGCAUCAGUCACCUCCGACAAGGUGUCGGCCACCCAGUCACAGGCCGGUCAGUGACAUAUGUGCGAUGCAGAGGAGGCCUGCGCCCUGCUAACGCCCGAGGAGCCUCCACCGUACCACGAGUCGCUAAUGGAGCUGGACUGCGACACAGUCCAUGCCUGAACCAACGAGGAGGAGUGCUCCUCCCACAGGACUGAAUGACAAGCAGAGGGCAGCCAAAAACAGACGUCUGCAUCACAAACAUGUGCACUACAGACGCUGUCUCUCUUUUCUCCCUCUCCAAGCAGAUUACAACUGACCAGUGCUGUCUGCAUGUGUAGGUGUGUGUGUGUGUACAUGUGUGUCUGUCGUCGGUUUUCACCCGCUGUCGGACGUACCUUGGCAAGAUUUGUGCACUACGACAUCCUACUCGGAGACCAAGACGAGUUGUUGACUGACAUUAGUGUACGUGCGCGCCGAUGACGGCUUUUUCUCUGUCGCAUCGGUUACCCCAAGUGACUGACAAGAAAACACUAUGUGCUGACAAGAAAGCGUAUGUGUGUUGUAUAAGGCAAACGUAUCAAGUGUAAGAAAGCAUUUAACAUACUUUGGAUUGCCAGGUAUAUGUUGUCCACAAAUCGGGGAUCACGCUGGCUAAGAGGCCUUUCGGCCUCAGUGUGACUCCAGAGGCAGGUUUGUGCUUGACUGUUCACACUAUUGGGCUAAUACUUAGUUCUUUGUGAAGCCAUGUCAGAGCAGCUGCGCUGCCAUGCUUUAGAAGAGCUUGAAGGCCCGUGUACUUUAAAAGCAUUUUUUGUCUGUGCAGUAUGUACAGAAUACACCUGGCACUUGGGCUUUCUUAUGAUUGAAAAGCUGCCAUCCCAUUUCCACAAAUGCAAGUCACUUAAGAGAAGAGUGGGUACAGUACAAGCUGUAGCAGUCGGAGAAAGUGUUGACUGUGACGGACAGGUGUGCAAAGCAAGUGGGGACAAGUGUUUUUUCCCACACUGUCGCCAUUCCCAUUCUUGUUUUUACACUUCCGACUGACUCCAACAGAAGAAUUCUUCUUUUUCUGGUGCAAAAACUUUUCGGCAGCAUUUUAAGUGCAGUGUAAUCAAGGCUAGUGUUCUUAUGUAGAUGCUGCUAUAGCGUCAUGGCACCCAAAGACAGCUUUGCACUUUUGUUGAUCAAUUGUGCAACAAAAUGGGCGAGAAAGACAGUAAUGUAUGUGUUAGUAUGUGUUGAUGCCUGUAAAAGCUUGUGACACCCUGUAUUCUUGAUAAAUAUGGUUUCUAAACCUUG